AUGGGUGCAGCUGGAGGUGGAUUGUCCAAUCAGGCACUUUCCAAAGUACCUGCUGAGGUCAAGAAGCCUAUAAUUUGGCUCUGUGCCAUUUGGGCUUCUUACUGUGGUGCUCUUCAUGGAUUCAAUACGUCCAACAUUGCAGGUGUGAUGGGUAUGUCGACUUUUAGACAGGAAUUUGGAUGGGACCAUCUUUCAUCAGGAACUGUAGCAAACUACAGAGGAUGGGUGACUUCUUCAUUGCUUCUGGGUCAAACGGCUGGGAUCUUGCUGGCUGGACCUAUCAUGGAGACUCGCGGCCGCAAAGUCAUCAUCCUCAUGGCUGCAGUCACGUACACAAUCGGUUCUUUGCUGAUGGCAGUGAACUUCGGAUCCUUGGCUGAACUGCUCGACGGUCGCGUCGUGUCUGGUCUUGGAUCUGGCAUGGCCUACUCGGCAGGUCCAUGCUAUCUGUCGGAAAUCGCCCCUGCUGAGCUGCGUGGCAUGUUAAGCACCUUCUACAAUGCUGGCAUCAUGUCCAGCAUAGCUGGAGCAUAUUGGAUAAACUUCGCUUCUUCUCAAAUCCUCACUGAUAAGUUUCAGUGGGUAGUCCCCAUGGUUUUGCAGAUGAUCCCUUCGACCGUGUUGAUUCUUGGGUACCCUUUCGUGCCAGAAAGCCCACGUUUUCUUGCAAUGAGAGGCCAAUUGGAAGCGGCCCACCAGACCCUCUCACGCAUUCGAGGUGGUUUAGAUGAUUCUCACGAGUAUUUUGCGAACGAGUGGAGCGAUCUUAGCCGCCAUAUCCAAUCUCAAGCCGAAGAGAAUAUCUUCCGAGCCUCCGUGAUCUUGCUUAAAAGGGUCUGGACUGAAAAGCCAGUCCGCAAGAUUUUGAUUUUUGUAUUGAUCAUCCAAACCUUUUUCAUCAUGUCUGGUGGCAACUCAAUUACAUACUACUCCCCAAAUAUCCUCAAAUCAGUUGGCUUCGACUCCGAAAAAGUGCUGCUCUUUACAGCCGUGUACGGCCUAAUCAAGUUCCUGUCCGUCUUCAUAUACGCCAUCUUCUUGACUGAACGAUUUGGUCGCCGGCCAUUACUUCUCAUUGGGGCAACCAUUAAUUUGAUCUGUCUAAUUUACCUCUCCGCAUAUCUCGGCAAAGCAAACAUCACAACAGCCUCAGAACAUGCCUCUCCGGCGGCGGUCGUUGCCGUCGUCAGUCUGUGUGUCUUUGCCGUGGGUUAUGGAAUUGGUUGGGGGCCUUCCUUCUCGUUGGCUGCCUCGGAAAUUUGCCCGACGGCGAUUCGUGGUCCUGUGGUGACUCUGGCGUUUGUCUACCAGAACCUCUUGAGCUUCGGCAUUACUCGCGGGUUCCCUAAUAUGACUGAGGCUAUGCAUCCUUACGGACCUUUUGCCCUCUUCUCUGCAUGCACCUUUUGUGGCAUCAUUUGGGUCUUCUUUUCGUUCCCGGAGUGUCGAGGGCGAAGUAUGGAAAGCACAGAGACACUUUUUAUUCUCCCAUGGUACAAGAUUGGUUUUGCACCAGUUGAGGAUCAGUUCGUUUAUACCCUUCCGGAUGACGAGAAAGAGAGAACACAUGAACAUAAAGAGGACAUCGCUUCCAAGUCUGAUGUGUGA
Aspergillus uvarum CBS 121591 is the source of this 1608-nucleotide messenger RNA. RefSeq names its product sugar porter family MFS transporter. The transcript has 2 exons. Gene Ontology annotation, cellular component: membrane. Lineage: Eukaryota; Fungi; Ascomycota; Eurotiomycetes; Eurotiales; Aspergillaceae. The record is from RefSeq and is a predicted model, not a curated record. Gene Ontology annotation, biological process: transmembrane transport; carbohydrate transport. Gene Ontology annotation, molecular function: carbohydrate:proton symporter activity. Bases 1 to 1608 code for a protein of 535 amino acids.